CUCCUUCUUGUGUCGUUCCCUCCACGCCGCCGCGCCUGACUCCACACCAGCAUCAGCCCUCUCGCCGCGUCCCCCUCUUCUCCACCAGGCGGCCGCCGUCCAGGCCUCAGCUUGUCAGCGCGGAAGUACCACAGGUCCACAGCCGCGUCUCCUUGGAGAUCGCUGACACUCAGCCAAAAGCAACCCAGAAGAGGACAAAGAGAGCACAGCACACUUAAAAAGUAAAACAGGCUCCUAGGGUUUGGACUAGCUGUUCCAAUUUGGUGAAGAGAUGGCUCGAUUUAAAAAUAGAAAAAGGAAUUUUUCAGUGAAGCCCACCAACAAGAAGCAGAAGACUGUUGAUCAUAUUACCGGAGACAAGAUUCCCAAGAGCUUUGUAUUUUCUAGAGGGAAGCUACCUGCUUCUCUUAGGCAAUUGCAAAUGGACUUGAGAAAAUUGAUGCUUCCCCAUACUGCCCUCAAACUUAGGGAAAAGAGGCGUAAUAAUCUCAAAGAUUUCUUGAAUGUUGCAGGGCCAAUGGGUGUCACACAUUUCCUCAUGUUGUCAAAAACCAGUACUUGUCCCCAAUUACGUGUUGCUCGGACCCCUCAAGGCCCAACACUUUCUUUUAAAAUACUUGAGUAUUCCUUGGUGGCUGAUAUAGCCAAAUCUCAAUUGCGUCCAAGGUGUCCUCCAGAUCUUUUCAAAAACUCCCCAUUGAUUGUGCUGUCUGGUUUUGGGACUGGGGAGCAACAUAUGAAGCUCACAACUAUUAUGUUUCAGAAUAUUUUCCCUGUCAUUGAUAUAAACACUGUGAAGCUUUCUUCUUGCCAAAGGAUUGUGCUGCUUAACUAUGACAAGGAGAAAAAACUUAUUGACUUCAGGCAUUACUCAAUCAGAUUGCAGCCUGUUGGGGUUUCACGCAGGAUAAGGAAAUUUGUGCAAACCCAUCAAGUGCCUAAUCUAAGCAAUCUCCGCGAUAUGAGCGACUUCAUUGCUAAGGCUGGCUAUGGAUCGGAAAGUGAGGCAGAUGAUGAGGCAGCUAUGGUGAAUUUACCAACUGAUAUUGGUAGAAUAAAUAAAGCCUCCACAAAAAGUGCUGUCAGACUUCAAGAAAUUGGACCUAGGAUGACCCUCCAACUAGUCAAGAUUGAAGAGGGUUUAUGUUCUGGGGGAGUCAUCUUCCAAGAAUAUGGAAAUAAUGGCGGUGCUGCGAAGCAAGACGGAGUUGAAACUGAAAACAAACAAGAAAGUGAAGGGGAUGAGGAUGAGGAAGAAGUUGAAGAGGAAGAACAAGAAAUUGAAGAAUGAUAAUUAAGUUGUUCACAAAUUGAGUAUUGGCAAUGUCUUCAAAAUGUUUUGUGUUGUUUCUUAAAGAUGUGUUUAAUUGGUUAAACCACCAGGAGGAUGAAAAUUCAGAUUCCCUUGCUCAAGGAUUGGAGUUACAGAAAUCUGUUGGUACAACAUAUUUUUUCUUCUUAUUUUCAGUCAUUAGGAUUUGCUCACAGUGCAAAUGAACAUCAUUUUUUUUUUGUAUACAAAAACAAGUGCAUUUUCUUUAUAAAAAAAUCUUUAAUGAGAUCAAGAAUAUGCUUUGCCCAAUCAAAAUGAAUGCAUAAGCUGUAU
This is a messenger RNA of Cuscuta campestris, 1606 nucleotides long. The record is from the annotation of a GenBank genome assembly. Lineage: Eukaryota; Viridiplantae; Streptophyta; Magnoliopsida; Solanales; Convolvulaceae.